GAAGCCUUCCAAUUCCUAAGUGCAUCGUGAAGUUAUCGAAUCAAGAACGAAAGAAUGUCUAGACCCGUGUACUGUUAAAUUGGUUUUCUAGGAACAAGGCGAUGAACACUCUAAUAAACAUGAGAACGACGGGAAAAUCUCCGAUUUCUCCACGUUCUAGUGGAACCUUGAACUGUAGGCGAAGGAAGCGCUGCGGUGGAUGGGCCGAUGUUCCCGCACUGUUUCUACCUUGUUACCCCAGAUCAACGAGCCUCUUACCAAGAAUCCCACAGCUUCAUGAUCUUUGGGUUUUUUCAUUGAAUGACUUGCUUCACUCCAAAGCACCAGCUGACUUGAAGAUCCUUCUUUUCAUGCUUCCUUAAAAUCUGGUAAUCGCAAAAUCUUCCAUCGCACAGAACAUGGAUUUGGAGGAUCGGAAAAUUGUUACCAAUGUAGAAAUUCAUAUCGGUCCUUCAAUGGCGAACAAUCGAUAUCGGGGGGAUUCGACACAGUUGUAUGGCUUAGUACAUUCCAACUUGGAACUAGAAUGAAAUUGUGGAGGGAUCACAUAGUAAGAUGCAUUUUCCUUCCACCACACGUGUUGACCCAGGUGCUAAAAAAGACCUUCAGAGACGCCUUUUUCGAUGCAAACAUGCUCUCAUAGGAAGAUUGUUAAAAGUGUACAAUGGAAGUUGGAAUAUCUUUUAAGGUCAGACGCUGAUAUUCAUGGGUUGGCAUACCAACUCGAGUGACAACUCUGAUGUUGUGUCACUCUGAAUAACUCGAGGCGAUGUGAUACUGCAUUUAAAGCCGACAUGAGAUCAAUGUUGCAGUAUUGUACGGUGGGACUAGUUCAGACUAGGUCAAUAUGAUGCCAUCACAAUUCUUGACCACGUAAGGUUUA
Sclerotinia trifoliorum is the source of this 883-nucleotide messenger RNA. The record is from the annotation of a GenBank genome assembly. NCBI's taxonomy places the organism in Eukaryota, Fungi, Ascomycota, Leotiomycetes, Helotiales, Sclerotiniaceae.